Messenger RNA from Rodentolepis nana, 387 nucleotides. Lineage: Eukaryota; Metazoa; Platyhelminthes; Cestoda; Cyclophyllidea; Hymenolepididae. The record is from the annotation of a GenBank genome assembly.
UCUCUGUCAUUAGGAGUUUCGGGGUCUGCAACACCCCUUACAACUCCCAAUGACCUUCAAUCGAAUAACGAAUCACCAUCCUUCCAUGGGCUCCAAUCAACACUACCAUCUGGUCAUCAUGGUGUUCAACAAAAUAUGGAAAAUAUUGAUUCAAAUACCAUGCUUCCUAUACCAGUGGUAAGUACAGAUGAUAAUCCUGACUGCCUAAACCAAUGCUGCGUGGACGCCGAUUUCGAGGCAUCUAGCUCAGGCUCCAAAUCGAUUAAUAGUGCCCCUCUGCAUGAAGGCCCACCGAGGGAAUUUUACUCCGUCUUCGAUACAAAGAAGGUGAAUAAUCCAAUACCUCAAAAUAUCAGGUCAAGCGAGAUUUAUCAUUCACUAACUUAA